AUGGGCGUCUCGGAGCAGUCGGCCCAGGAAGCGCCAAUGCCAGGCGACCAGCCAAGCCGCUUGGAGCUCUGCAAUACUGAAGAGCCAUGUGAAGAAUUUACAUCGAGGCAUAGUUUGGAAUGGAAGUUUUUGUUCCUGGACCACAGAGCUCCGCCUAUUAUAGGAUAUUUACCCUUUGAGGUUCUGGGAACGUCAGGGUAUGAUUACUACCACGCAGAUGACCUGGAGCUUCUUGCUAGGUGCCAUGAACACUUGAUGCAGUUUGGAAAAGGAAAGUCCUGUUACUAUCGGUUCCUGACCAAAGGCCAGCAGUGGAUAUGGCUGCAGACACACUACUACAUCACCUACCACCAGUGGAAUUCCAAACCCGAGUUCAUCGUUUGCACUCACCUGGUAGUUAGUUAUGCGGAAGUUCGAGCUGAAAGACGGCGAGAUCUCGGCCUUGAAGAGUCAUCAAUUGAACUGGCAUCCUCUUCUCUAAAGAGCCACAGCAGCUACCUGGACGUGGGGCAGUGCGGCAGCAGCCAGGACGCCAGCCGGGAGGGAGUGUCGCUGUCGUCCCACAGCUCCCGGCGCUCCUCGCACACCGCCCUCUCCGACUCGGCGUCCACAUCGUCCAUGCGACACACGGACACCAGCACUCCCACCCGGCCGUCGGUGCCGGGGGGGCAGGCGGAGAAGGCAGCCCUGCGGCUGGCAUCAGCUGGAAGUGCUCAGCCAGUGUACCAUUUCCCAACCCAGCUGGGGAUGAUGCAUCAGCUGAAAGAGCAGCUGGAGGAGAGGACUCGCAUCCUGCAAGCUGACAUCAAGACGCAGCAAGAAGAGCUCCACGUCAUCAAGGAGCAGCUCCAGCUAGUGCAGGACUCCAACCUGCAGAUGCUGAUGCAGCAGCCGAUCCCCGUCGUCUUUAACAACGUGCAGCACCCGAGCCCCAGGAGGCCGCUGCCGCCGGGGACGCCCAGGCAGACCACAGCCAAGAAGUCACAACAGCAAGGCCUUACGGGGACGAAGCACUACUGCAACACCCGCCUGCCGUCACCGCGCCAGUUCCUCAGGGACCCCCGCGGCACGGCCGCCCAGGCGCAUCCCAUUACAGUGGCUGCACAGAUGCCGACUGACGGCAGCGAAAGGCAACCACAGUCUGACUACAGCCAGGACAGGAGCCUCAGGAUGCUGUUGGAUCAGUCUAUCCAAGCCAUGAUGCCCGCUGCCAACAGCAGUGGCCAGUCCACGCAGAGCAGUGCCAGCAGGCAGCAAGGAAAAUUCGUUGCAGAGCAGCAGAUCUUGCCUCCCCCAAUACAGAUGCAACCGAUUACCUGUAGCACCGUCCGACCUCCAGCCCCACCGCCCGUUUUUGCCCCGUCUCUGAUGAUCCCACACACCAGCUUCACAUCCCACCAGGCAAACACACCGGUUCAUCUCCACCAGUGGCCACAGCAGCAGGGUCAGCAGCACCGUCUCUCAGUCCAGAUGCAAGGUCCUGAGCCGGUGCCUGGGGGUCCGACACAGCGCAUUUUCCAGCCCCCCCACGCCCCACAGCAGAACCCCCUGAGCUACUUCCUCCAC
Messenger RNA from Phaethon lepturus (White-tailed tropicbird), 1566 nucleotides. Its product is annotated as neuronal PAS domain-containing protein 2-like. The transcript has 14 exons. Gene Ontology annotation, biological process: regulation of transcription by RNA polymerase II; circadian regulation of gene expression. The record is from RefSeq and is a predicted model, not a curated record. Gene Ontology annotation, molecular function: DNA-binding transcription factor activity, RNA polymerase II-specific; RNA polymerase II cis-regulatory region sequence-specific DNA binding. Gene Ontology annotation, cellular component: CLOCK-BMAL transcription complex. NCBI's taxonomy places the organism in Eukaryota, Metazoa, Chordata, Aves, Phaethontiformes, Phaethontidae. The annotation marks the transcript as partial.